Molecule: messenger RNA, 1839 nt
Organism: Antechinus flavipes (yellow-footed antechinus)
Lineage: Eukaryota; Metazoa; Chordata; Mammalia; Dasyuromorphia; Dasyuridae
Gene: IDS
Product: iduronate 2-sulfatase
Exons: 9
Coding region: 88-1767 (559 amino acids)
Molecular function (GO): iduronate-2-sulfatase activity
Source: RefSeq, a predicted model, not a curated record
AGCUUCUCCAAUACCCUCGAGAUUGGAAAAAGUUCCAUCUGAGGAUAGAACCCCUAGAGUCAGACCCGGAGGGCCGGCAAGCCAAAGAUGACGCUGCCAAAUCUGGGCCUGCUGUGGCUGAGGUUCGCCGUUUCGCUUGCCAUCGCGCCUUCCCUGCUGAGCGUUCCUACAACCGAAGGCCUUGAGUACAUGGAGCCCGAGGAUCUGCUGGAAUCCGUCAGGAACAGCUCAUUGAAAGACGGCCUGAACGUUCUCUUGAUCAUCGUGGAUGACCUGAGGCCCGCCUUAGGCUGUUAUGGAGAGGAUUUCGUGAAAUCUCCAAACAUCGAUCAGCUGGCCUCUCAUAGCGUGGUGUUCCAAAACGCCUUUGCCCAACAAGCCGUCUGCGCCCCGAGCAGGGUGUCUUUCUUAACUGGCCGGAGACCAGACACUACCAGAGUGUAUGACUUCAAUUCCUACUGGAGAGUCCAUUCGGGAAACUAUUCUACAAUCCCCCAGUAUUUCAAGGAAAAUGGUUACAUCACUUUGUCAGUUGGAAAAGUGUUUCAUCCUGGAAUUUCUUCCAAUCACAGUGAUGAUUUUCCAUACAGUUGGUCAGUUCCACCUUUUCAUCCCUCCUCUGAACGAUAUGAAAAUAGCAAGACAUGUAAAGGUCAGGAUGAAGAACUUCACGCCAACUUGAUUUGCCCUGUGGAUGUAGAUGAGAUGCCUGAAGGAACCUUGCCUGAUAAACAGAGCACCGAAGAAGCCAUAAGAUUGCUACAAAAGAUGAAAAAAACCAAGGGUCUUUUCUUUCUGGCCGUUGGCUAUCAUAAACCUCAUAUCCCAUUCAGAUAUCCCAAGGAUUUUCAGAAGCUGUAUCCUUUGGAAAAUGUUACUCUGGCUCCUGAUCCUCAGAUCCCUGGUGGACUACCUCUUGUAGCAUAUACUCCCUGGAUGGAUAUCAGGAAGAGGGAAGACGUCCAGGCCUUAAACAUCAGUGUUCCCUAUGGUCCGAUUCCUAAAGAGUUUCAGCGGAAAAUCCGUCAGAGUUAUUUUGCAUCCGUUUCUUACUUGGAUUCAGAAGUUGGUCGCCUGUUAGAUACUUUGGAUGAACUUCAGUUCUCAAACAACACAAUUAUUGCCUUUCUGUCUGAUCAUGGAUGGUCUCUGGGUGAACAUGGAGAAUGGGCUAAGUACAGCAAUUAUGAUGUAGCCACUCGAGUGCCUUUGAUGUUUUACGUGCCUGGAAAGACUGCUCCAUUUACUUUUCCCGGAGAGAGGCGUUUUGCUUACAUUGAUCCCUUCGAUUCAAUAGCCGAGUUGAUGAUUCCAGGAAAGCAAGCCGAGGAGCUUGUUGAACUUGUAUCUCUUUUCCCAACUCUCUCCGAACUUGCCGGAUUGACUAUUCCUCCAUGCUGCCCAUAUGAUUCAUUUGAUGUUGAGCUGUGCAGAGAAGGACCAAGCCUUGCCAGGUUUCUAAACUUUGCCACAUGGGAAAAGGACCCUUACAGCACCAGGAAACCCAGUGAUUUUGUGGCAUAUAGCCAGUACCCCCGGCCUUCAGACACCCCUCAGUGGAAUUCUGAUGAGCCAGAUUUAAAAGAUAUAAAAAUUAUGGGCUAUUCCAUGCGUACAAUAGACUACAGGUUUACUGUAUGGGUCACCUUUGAUCCUGUGAAUUUCACUGCCAAUUUUACUGAUAUCCAUGCAGGUGAACUAUAUUUUGUCGACUGUGAUCCUUUGCAAGAUCAUAAUUUUUAUAACCAGACCCUAGGCAUUUGUUAAAAUUCCCUGGGUCCUGGGUACUGAGUCCUGGGCCUAUAAAUUUUAUAUCAUUAAAAAGCAUUCUAUUUACAA